AUGAAAGGUGCUACAAAAAGAACCCUACCAGAAGCUGUUAGGAAAGCAGUUCUUGGAGAGCCCUUUGACCCUAGCGAUGGUGGUAUAGUCCAAGAUCAAGUGUUUGCAGAACCUAUUACCAUUCCACAGGAAAGGAUUAACAAGAGGAUAAUUUUUUCAGAGUUGGUACCAGAGGAAGGUUUUACGUGGAUCCUAAAAGAAACGGGCGUUUUAGUAAAAUUUUUUCCUAAAGCGGUACCAGAUCCAAGACUGGUCACUUGUUCGUUGUGGAAGCCUGGGAUUGUUUCUCCUCUUCUUGAAAACAAUGAAUCGUUAGUGAGCAAUGUAAUAGAACUCGACUGUGAUGAUCCACAUGAUGUAGUGUUCAGUUCCAUUGAAGUAGCCUUAAGCCAUAGUUCAAUUUGUUUGAGAGGUUACGAGCUUGUUUUGAAGGAAAUGGCCGAUUCCAAAGGACUGCACUGGAAGGAUCUACGCACCUCAGAGGUGCAACCAUCAGAUCUACAAGGAGAAUGUUCAGACUGGAAAACUAAAUUGCCCUUUGUUAAGGCUAAAAUAACCAGUUUUUCCCGGUAUGCCAUUGUUUGUCGUCUGAAGAACUACAAACUUCGAAAAGAGGAUUCAGGGGAACGUCCAGAAGUAACAAUCAGUAUCCAAGAUUUCCCGGGUUUUUGUUUGUCAAGUCCUAGGACCUCGUUUCCUGCAAGUAUGGACCUCAUCAUUAAGGUGCAAGAGCUUUCAAGUGAUGGUUUCGAAGGAAAGAGGGUUAUUGUUGGUCCUGUCGUUCACAUUACUUUCACACCAAAAGAUGAGUUAGGGGAUCCUUUGCAAGUUAGUUUGACCUGUCCCCUCUUAAUAAGUGUACCCAUUGACUCGCAAGAACACCAGAUUAAGUUUUCGGGAAUAUCAUCAAGGCACGUAAGAGUGUUUUUCCGUGGUGGUAAAGACAAGUCACGGAAAUGGGUCGAUUGGACAAAGAGGUUGAAAACGCCACCAAAACUGGAAGAAGGGACUGUGACAUUUGAGGUCGAUGGGGCUGAUACAUUUCAAAUCAAUCGCUUCUUGGAAUGCGGUGUGAUGCUUAAUUCCUCUACGAAACAUCUGAAAGCUGAAGAGCUUUUUAUCGUGGAUUCUUCCUGUCCGCAACAUGUAGGAUUUCUCGCUUUCUGGUGUCCUGAGAAUGAAAAGGAACCAAGACAAGAUCCAAAGCGAGGAUUACUGACUCUUCACUGUUUUCCAUUCCACAUGAAAACCGAGUUGACAAAAGAGAUAUCUUCAGAGCAUGGCGUUAUCCUCUAUGGCGAAGCCGAGUCAGAAAGACAACUCGCCAAAGGGGACCAGGCACUCUUUUCUCUGUCAAAUGGACUCACUCCAGUUGAUGAAGGAAUUGAUAUAAAUAACACCCCCGUUGUGUUUACAGGAGACUUCGAUUUUAAAUUUUGUUUUUCGGUUCGUUUCGAUGCACCGACUAUAGAAUUAUUCAAAAACAAAAAAGACAAGGAAGGACGAGAGAGACUUUGCUCUCUGCAGCUUCAUCCAGUGGAGCCGUUUAAGGUAUGA
Molecule: messenger RNA, 1557 nt
Organism: Pocillopora damicornis (cauliflower coral)
Lineage: Eukaryota; Metazoa; Cnidaria; Anthozoa; Scleractinia; Pocilloporidae
Biological process (GO): signal transduction
Molecular function (GO): protein binding
Source: RefSeq, a predicted model, not a curated record